Molecule: messenger RNA, 3022 nt
Organism: Periconia digitata
Lineage: Eukaryota; Fungi; Ascomycota; Dothideomycetes; Pleosporales; Periconiaceae
Source: the annotation of a GenBank genome assembly
UCGACAAGUAUACGAGCAUGGCGAUGCAGGCGGACCAGAGGCGAGGGGGGCUAGAUCGCCAGGGGCCCCCGAUUCGCGACCUGGUGUGGUGUGGCCUGGAAAUGACGUGUGGAUCCCCCAGCCAGCCAGCCUAUCCAGCCUACCUACAUUUCAUCUUUAUCACGCCCCCCGACCGCAAUCAGCCAGUCUGUGCGUCUUGUCCUUCCUUGUCCUUGUUAUUUCGCGACUACCGACCUACCUACUUACCCACCUAAUUUUGCUUUCUCUCUCAACCUCAUCCUCCUCAUCCUUUUACAUUACAACAACGUACAUCUCUGCUUCGGGGUCUUCCAGUCCCUCGCAAGCCAUUGAUUGCUUGCUUGUUUGCUUGUUUGUUUGUUUGUUUGUGUGGUCCCCCGUCACCAUGCAUCCCUUCCUCGUAUCGCGUGCCACCGAGGGGGAGCCGGGCUCUGCCCGCGACGAACCCGGAUCCAAUUCUCUGUCGUCCAUGGUCUCCACCCUUGUUCCCACCCUCAUCUCUUUCGCCGUCUUCGUCACUCUCUUCUUCAUCUUCCGGGGAAGGUUCCGCCGUCUUUAUCAACCUCGAACCUACGUAGACAGUGUUGGCCAACAGCGAAAGACGCCACCUCAGGCCCCGGGCUUCCUUGGCUGGAUCAAGAGCUUCCGUGGUCUGCGCGACGAGUACAUCUUGGACCACCAGUCCAUUGACGGCUUUCUCUUUGUGCGCUUUUUCAAAAUCUUGAUCAUAAUCAGCUUGCUCGGAUGCCUCAUCACCUGGCCUGUCUUGUUUCCUGUCAAUGCCACCGGAGGAGCCGGUAGAACGCAGCUCGAUCUUCUUUCUAUGAGCAAUGUCGCGAGCGAUAGGGUCAACCGAUACUAUGCCCAUGCCCUCAUGUCCUGCAUCUUCCUGGGCCUUGUCAUGAUCAUCAUCGCCCGCGAGUCCUUCUACACGGUCAAUCUUCGCCAGGCCUACCGUCGCUCGCCUUGGGGGGCUAGUCGCCUAUCCUCAAAGACCAUCUUGUUCACCAAUGUGCCCAAAACCAUAUCCCAGGCUGAGCUCUUUGAAAUGUUCGCCGGCGUCAGGCAUGCCUGGGUUGCCUCAAACUGCAAGGAGCUUACCGAGUUGGUUGAAGAUCGGGAUGAGACCGCCACGAAGCUUGAAGAGGCUGAAAUCCAAUUGUCGCGGGAUGCCAACGACAACCGCAUCAAGGCCGAAAAGGGCAAAAAGAAGGCAUUCCAAUCUGGCGAGGGAGUUGACAAGUACGUCAAUCCCAAGGAUCGUCCCACGCACAAACUCAAAUUCCUCAUCGGCAAAAAAGUCGACACCAUCACCUAUGGACGCGAGCACCUCGCCGAACUCCUUCCCAAGGUGGAGGCCGAACAGGACAAACAUUGGAACGGCCAGGGCGACCUUGUCGGUGCUGUCUUCCUUACUUUCCAUACCCAGAGGGAGGCUCAGGAUGCAUGGCAGUUGAUGCAGAGGAGGAAGACGAAGCCCAACUCCAAACUGUCUGCUCGCCAGCUCGGUGUCCUUCCCCAAGAGGUAGUGUGGAGCAAUUUGCGCGUUGGCACUGCCGAGCACUGGGCAAGAUGGUUCCUCGUGUCUGCCUUCAUCACUGUUAUGAUCGUGUUCUGGGCUGUCCCGGUUGCUUUUGUUGGUGUAAUUUCCCAAAUCAACUAUCUCACCCGCCAGUUCAAGUGGCUCGAGUGGAUCAAUGAUAUCCCACCAGUCAUUCUGGGUGUCGUUACAGGUCUCCUUCCUGUCAUUAUGCUCGCGAUCUUGAUGGCUCUUGUGCCCAUCAUCUGUCGACUCAUGGCGAAACUAGCUGGUUACCCUACUAUGAGUCAAAUCGAACUCCAGACACAAUCGUGGUACUUUGCCUUCCAGGUAGUACAGGUGUUCCUUAUUACCACUCUUGCUGGUUCAGUGACUACUGUUAUCCAACAAGUUCUUGCCAAACCAGAUCUUGUGCUCACACUUCUUUCCGAGAAUCUGCCCAAAGCCUCUAACUUUUACAUAUCCUACUUCCUGCUAUUUGGUCUGUCUGCUGCCGCUGGAACGCUACUCAACAUCGGAGGGUUUGUUACCGUGGUCCUGCUCGGACGUAUUCUCCCAGGGAAAACGCCCCGCAAAAUUUUCCAAAAACUGGUCAACUUCGCCGGCCCAAUGUGGGGGUCCGAGUUUCCCAAAUGGACCAAUCUGGGAGUUAUUGCCCUGAGUUACUCGUGCAUUGCCCCCUUAGUCCUUGGUUUCUCGACCGUGGGCUUCACGCUUAUUUACCUUGCCUUCCGAUACAAUUUCAUGUAUUGCUACGAGAACAAGAUUGACACUCAGGGAGCUGCUUAUUCGCGUGCUCUCCGUCAACUCAUCGUUGGGGUAUACAUUUCGGAGCUGUGCUUGAUCGGUCUGUUUGCCAUCGCCACCGGGAAUAACACAAUGGCCGCCGGCCCCUUAGCUAUCGAAGCCCUCCUUCUUGCCUGCACCAUUGCUUUCCAUCUUACCGUACGACAGUCUCUAAAGCACCACGAAGCACGUCUUUCUUACGUCGAUCCGGUUCCUUCAGCAACCCACGCCGAGGAUGGUUUCACAAACGACAAGCAUGGUGCCACUUCGCAUGGCAAUAGCAAUGCCACUGCCUCCGCCAACAACGCCGCUCCUCGACCCUCUAGAAUCCCAGGUUUUCUUCAGAAGAUCAUCAAUCCUGAACGUACUUCCGUCGCUAACCUGGGCUCCUCCCUUGACCAAUUCUAUCACAAGCCUCAGGAGCCCCUUCCCGAAGCGAUACAGAAACGCGCUUACUUCAACCCGGCUAUCACCUCUCCCACUCCUGUUCUGUGGAUUGUACGCGAUGAUAUGGGCAUAUCAGAGAGAGAGAUCCGCGACACUAAGAAGGCCGUUCCUAGCCUUGUAAUGACGGAUGAACAGGCAAUCUUUAACGAAAAGGGCAAGGUGGAGUGGAAGGGUCAGGAUGAAGGCAAAGCGAGAGAUGCGCCUGUGUGGGAGGAGAAUAUUGUUUAUUAG